AUGUUUCCAUUUGCUCGUUGUGCAGCUCUCACGCUGCUAUUUUCGGCUGUCCCCACUCUUGCUCAAUUUCCAGCCGAGCCUGCUGGUCGCAAGGUGCUUGAGUCACGUUUCGGAGACGGUGUCACAAUUACCUACAAGGAGAAUGGCCUCUGUGAGACUACACCAGACGUCAAAUCCUAUUCUGGUCACGUGUAUCUGCCCCCUGGAACAGCAGACUUGGGUCAAGGACAAGACUACCCCAUCAAUAGUUUCUUCUGGUUCUUUGAAGCCCGCGAUGAUCCGGCCAAUGCGCCAUUUACAAUUUGGCUGAAUGGCGGACCCGGGUCCUCUUCCAUGUAUGCGUUGCUCGAGGAAAAUGGGCCAUGUCUUGCCAACCCCGACUCGAAUACGACGCGACCGUCGGAAUGGAGCUGGAACAGGGCAUCGAACAUGCUUUACCUCGACCAGCCAGUACAGGUCGGCUUCUCAUACGAUACAUUGCAAAACAUCACCCGAAACCUUGUCACCGGAGAAGUCAAGCUGUUGAAUGAAACGACACCUGUCCCCGAGCAAAACACUACUUUUCUCACAGGCACCUAUCCCAGUCGUAAACCUAAUAACACCGCGUUUGGUAGUGUCAACGGAGCGAUUGCAGCGUGGGAGUUUGCACAAGCAUGGUUCCAAGAGUUUCCUCACAUUUUCCCCAAUGACACGCGCAUCAGCCUUGCUGCUCAGUCGUAUGGCGGACGUUACGGACCUGCCAUGAUGUCUUUCUGGGAGGAACAAAACCAGCGGAUCGAGAACGGCACUCUGAAAGAGGGCUACAUCAUGCACCUUGAUACGCUGCUUCUUGUUUCCGGUUGCGUUGACCGCUAUAUCCAGUAUCCCUAUUACCCGCAACAAGCGUAUCGAGGCAACGGAUACGGACUUGAAGCCGUCAAUGAGACAAUCUACAACGGCAUGGUGGCAGCUAUCCCAGAGUGCUUGGAGAAAAUCCAGACCUGCCGCGAUGCUGCUGCUGAGUCUGAUCCAGAAAACCUGGGCAUUGACGCUCGUGUCAACAAGCUUUGUGAGGAUGCCGAGAGCUUUUGCCGCGCGCAAAUUGGCUUUCUCAACCGUGAGUGGGUCCAGGCUGAGCUCGGCGUUCCCCUUAAUUGGACGGGUAACUCUCCGCAGGCUUCGGCAGCUUAUCGUGGCAUCGGCGACUACCCACGCGAGGGCUGGGUUGAAGACCUCGGCUUCCUCCUGGACAAUGGCAUCAAAGUAUCGCUAGUCUACGGUGAUCUUGACUUUGCUUGUCCGUGGGGUGGUGGUGACGCCGUAGCCAAAGCAAUCAACUGGACAGGGUCUGCCGGGUAUGCAUCUGCACAGUAUGCCGAGAUCCAAACCAACGACUCCUACAUCGGCGGCUUGGUCCGCCAAUACGGAAACCUGAGCUUCGUCCGCACCUAUCAAGCCGGCCACGCCAUCCCCGCCUACCAGCCCGAGACCGCUUUCAAGAUCUUCACGCGUGCGCUGUUCAAUCUCGACAUUGCGACUGGCACCGAGUCGACUGCGGGCACAGACGAGACAAGCACGUACAUGAGCACAGGGCGUCCAGAUCCAGAUGUGCAGUUUGAGGCGUAUACCACCGACGCGCUAACAUACUGCUACACUUGGGAUCUAAGCUCGUGUACCCAAGAGCAGAUCAAUGCCGUGCGCGACGAAUCCGCAGAGAUAUGCCAGUACCUAGUUGUGGAUGCGAACACGACUCAGUUGUUCCCUGAUGUCAUUGCUGGAUGUCGUGCCGGCACGGGUGGUAACUCAAGUACGCCUCAGAUUCGCCAUGGGUUCAGGACACUACGUAGACCGUGA
Exserohilum turcica Et28A is the source of this 1833-nucleotide messenger RNA. RefSeq lists its product as uncharacterized. Lineage: Eukaryota; Fungi; Ascomycota; Dothideomycetes; Pleosporales; Pleosporaceae. Gene Ontology annotation, molecular function: serine-type carboxypeptidase activity. The record is from RefSeq and is a predicted model, not a curated record. Gene Ontology annotation, biological process: proteolysis. The transcript has 6 exons. Bases 1 to 1833 code for a protein of 610 amino acids. Gene Ontology annotation, cellular component: fungal-type vacuole.